AUGACCCCCACCCCGAACACCCCACCACCCAUCAACAACACUCCAGUCAAACACAUGGCCCCCACCCCGAACACCCCACCAUCCAUCACAACACUCCAGUCAAACACAUGGACCCCACCCCGAACACCCCACCAUCCAUCACAACACUCCGGUCAAACACAUGGACCCCACCCCGAACAUCCCACCAUCCAUCACAACACUCCAGUCAAACACAUGGCCCCCAUCCCGAACACCCCACCACCCAUCAACAACACUCCAGUCAACACAUGGCCCCCACCCCGAACACCCCACCAUCCAUCACAACACUCCAGUCAAACACAUGGACCCCACCCCGAACACCCCACCAUCCAUCACAACACUCCAGUCAAACACAUGGCCCCCACCCCGAACACCCCACCACCCAUCAACAACACUCCAGUCAACGCAUGGCCCCCACCCCGAACACCCCACCAUCCUCAACAACACUCCAGUCAACACAUGGACCCCACCCCGAACACCCCACCAUCCAUCACAACACUCCAGUCAACACAUGGCCCCCACCCCGAACACCCCACCAUCCAUCACAACACUCCAGUCAAACACAUGGACCCCACCCCGAACACCCCACCAUCCAUCACAACACUCCAGUCAAACACAUGGCCCCCACCCCGAACACCCCACCACCCAUCAACAACGCUCCAGUCAACACAUGGCCCCCACCCCGAACACCCCACCAUCCUCAACAACACUCCAGUCAACACAUGGCCCCCACCCCGAACACCCCACCAUCCAUCACAACACUCCGGUCAACACAUGGCCCCCACCCCGAACACCCCACCAUCCUCAACAACACUCCAAUCAAACACAUGUCCCCAACCCGGAAUACUCCACCCACCAAUCAUCAACACUGUGGUCCACACAUGGCCCUCAAACCGAGCACCCCGCCUACCCAUCAACAACACUCUAGUCACCUGUCAAUAUCAACCCACGACACACAACCACUCAUUCAUGAUCAACUCGUGUUAUUCCGGGACAAGCCGAAUCGAUCUUGCAGGUUACGAACAGGGGCGAGUGCUGACGAAUGACAGCCACUACCACAGAAGGAUCAUUACGUCUCGAUGA
This is a messenger RNA of Haliotis rufescens (red abalone), 1101 nucleotides long. RefSeq names its product leucine-rich repeat extensin-like protein 5. The transcript has a single exon. Lineage: Eukaryota; Metazoa; Mollusca; Gastropoda; Lepetellida; Haliotidae. The coding region runs from base 1 to 1101 and encodes 366 amino acids. The record is from RefSeq and is a predicted model, not a curated record.